This is a messenger RNA of Drosophila teissieri, 1284 nucleotides long. RefSeq lists its product as uncharacterized. Lineage: Eukaryota; Metazoa; Arthropoda; Insecta; Diptera; Drosophilidae. The coding region runs from base 114 to 767 and encodes 217 amino acids. The record is from RefSeq and is a predicted model, not a curated record. The transcript has a single exon.
AUUGUGGGCAAUUAGGUUAUGUAAAUUAUUCGUGUUAAGUGUAUUUCUAUGUCAACACCAGAUCGGAUCCUUUGGCGGAUUCUGCACACGGACACCUAAACACUGCUCCCAAAAUGUGCACGGGGAAGGAAUAUCUGGAGCUAGUCAGCAUCCUUGCACAGGCAAAGCCUCCAAGAUCCCCGGAACUUAGGCCUUGCAACCAGCACGAGAUCCUGCUGCAGCUCAUCUGCCAUCGCAAGGAGCCGCUGAGCAAGAGCCAACUGGCGGAUCUCCUGUGGAACAUGACCAGUGGUCCCAAGAGGAAGUUCAAGAGGAGGCAGUGCGGCGGCAUGGACGGCAGGAAUCCAGCAGAGCCGACCGAUGUCGAAGUGGUGUUCGGGUGCAGGGAGAAAACACCACCUUCCUCCAUUUCGCACAGAGGCUGGGGAAGAUCACGCAUCGAGUGGCUGCGCAAGCUGGAGGUGCAGCAGAGGCAGUACUGCCACCCAUGGCAGGAAACACCAGGAGCCGAUGCCACCAACAAGGCAGGUAUGGAGUCCAGCAAAAAGGAGGCGGGAUGCGGAAAAUCCACCAAAAAGGACAAGGCAUGCGAGAAACACAGCAGAAAGGACGAGGCCGGCGCUGGAGAGAAGGACAAGAAGAAGGAGAGGACCAGGACCAAGAGCAGGCCACCCGGCUACUGGGCUAUGCUGCCCUUCGGUUGCGGCCGGAAUCUCACCCAUGAUUCCAGCUGCCAGGACGUGCCGCACCGCAGGAAGAGUUCGUGAUUCGCCUUUUCGGUCUCAACUUUUUCGACCAGGCUGCAGUUUGAUUUCGAUUUGCAGUUUCGCUGGCACCGCAAUUAAAUUCGGCUGCAGACACAAGUCCCGUCUAGUGGCAGAUGCGAAAGUUGCAUUCUGCGGCUGACGAGUGCCUCCGCCGCAGGACGAGUCUGAUUCCAAGUCACGGCCUAAUUUGAUGAAAUCGUCAAGUGCCAAGGAGAAGGCAAAGUUUUUGACGCCAAUUGAAAUCGGCGCGGGACUCGAAGUUGGUCUGUGGCUCAACAGGGCACUGGGUACUUCGAGCAGGAAGAUGGAACAGCAAAAAGGCAAGCAUAUCUACUUCAACAUACAACUACUUUGGGUUUCUUGUUAAGUGGAAUGACCUCUGAUGCAGCAACUUUAAUUAAAUAGAUGUGCUAAGCCGAAAACUCGUACUUUGAUAAAUUUGUAUUGGUAGCACAUUUUUUGGUCUUUUAAGAUUGUAAAAAUUCAAUUAUAGUACCCAGCUAGUUUUUAAUGUUUG